AUGGAGACACUGCAAGGGUCCCUCGAUUCUAUCCUGCAGCGGCAUUUCUGGAUCGUACCGGCAAGGACAAAUCGACACGAUCAGCGCUACAAACGUAGCUACCAGAGCUGGAAGGAUAAACAUGGUGAUCGCGAACCAGUAAUUCUCGCCCCCAAGACGUCGAGAGCCGAGUGGACCUCCGAGGUGCAUAUGGGAGCGACGGCUUUCGCCCGAUCAAUCGAACAGAGAGCCACAGACUUAAAUAAGCACCGAGGGAGGACCAGUCGAACACCGCAAGAGAAGCUGUUUUCGGAUGACGUGUUUGGCCUUCCCCUUGAUAUUCUAGGACCUUACUCUUCGCACGAUUCUCCAUUAAAGCCAGCGAUGCAGCGAACCUCAUAUUGGACGGGUAGCCCGCAAAAAAGCCAAGACCCGCGACGGACCUACUAUCGCGCGAUUAGAGCGCUUUUGGCAUGCGAGCAAACCGAACCGCUUUGUUAUCUAGCCGAAUGUGCGUCUACUCGCAUCAAAGCUGCCGCAGAUGUACAAGUCGACAUACUGUGCUCUUCACGGCGGUCAAACAUCGGCUGGCUGAGUAUGAUUGAUGAAAUGCUCGAGCUUGCCCUUUCUCUGGUCAUGUUGAAGUCUUUCUCAGAGUCGCUCCCGCUUGCAGCUGCACAUGAAACGUGGGUACCAUUUGUUUUUGCCCUCUCCGACGCCACGCACAGCAACACAACGACUGCAGAAAAGCUGCAAAGCAUGUCAUACGAUCGCGGAGACAUAAGAACAAUGGAGAAGGGAGUUGACGACGUUCUGAACCGGUGCCACCGUAUUCUGGUCGUAACCCAAGUCCUGGUGUCUGCUUGUGGCAUGCCACCUGUCAACUGGGUGCAAUGUUUUGCCGACGCAUUCUUGCACUUUGUGGGAUUCGAGUGCUGGAACCGUGAACGAGAGGGCCAAAGCUACCUUGGCUGUAAUCUCAACGUACGGAAGGAUGGUGCCUGGCUACAGAAGAUGUCCAGAUCCGCGGCGAAACCAGAGGGAGAAGUCACGGAGAUGAAGCAGAAUAAGUCUAAGGAUCCACUUCUUCUGCGUGAGCCGAGGCGAGAUGCCGAUUUGGAGAUUCAUGCUGAUGCGGAAGAAAGUGAUGUCUUGGAAGAGCUGGACAUUCUGGAAGCUCAAGAGAUAGCCUACGGGCUGAAGAGAAGUACCAAGUAUCACAAGACCCACCUGAAAUGA
Molecule: messenger RNA, 1218 nt
Organism: Didymosphaeria variabile
Lineage: Eukaryota; Fungi; Ascomycota; Dothideomycetes; Pleosporales; Didymosphaeriaceae
Exons: 1
Coding region: 1-1218 (405 amino acids)
Source: RefSeq, a predicted model, not a curated record